Erythranthe guttata (spotted monkey flower) is the source of this 1787-nucleotide messenger RNA. RefSeq names its product GTP binding protein. The record is from RefSeq and is a predicted model, not a curated record. Lineage: Eukaryota; Viridiplantae; Streptophyta; Magnoliopsida; Lamiales; Phrymaceae. Gene Ontology annotation, molecular function: GTP binding; GTPase activity.
AUGACCGAUGACCUUUGGUGAUUCUGUAAAACCCUCACAGCCAAACUGAGAAACACAAUCGGAGCAACAAUGGCCGAAAAUAUGGAUCGACAAACCCUAGAGAAGAGACCCGCAAUCUUCGUCGUCGGAUCCCCCAAUGUUGGCAAACGAACUCUACUCUCACGACUACUCGGCGUGGAUUUUGAAGAUUCCCCCGAUCCAUCACCCGAGUUACUUGUCCACGGGUGGACAAUCAACACAAAGUAUUACACGGCGGAUGUUUCAGUUUGGACUGCUCAUCUUUGUGACGAGUUAUCCAUCACAAGCUUUCCAGCUAUUGAACGAUUAGUCGCCCUUGUGAUGGUUUUCGACGUUAACGAUCUCUCGUCGCUUGUUGUUCUUAAAGAAUGGGUUUCUCAAACCGAAAUUCAGAAGUUUGAUGUACUGCUAUGCAUUGGUAAUAAGGUAGAUCUUCUUCCAGGUCAUCCAGCUCAUAUAGAGUACAAGAGACGCUUGCUUAAGCAUGGAGAAUCUUCCGUAGAUCCUCAUCUAGACUUCUCAGAGUACGGUAUAUCUGAAACUGAAGGGAGUAGUUUAUUGGGAGAUGAAGAACCGUUAUCGGGAUUUAAAACAUCGUGCUUAGAAUGGUGUCUCGAACAUAAUAUUGAAUACGUUGAAGCUUGUGCAUCUAACGCUGAUUUUGACCGAUGUCUGUCUGUAGACGGUGAUUCGCAGGGUGUUGAGAGACUUUUCGGGGCACUCUCUGCUCAUAUGUGGCCUGGAAUGCUGUUGAAGUCCGGUGAUAAGAUAAACGAACCCUCAAUGCCCGAUCAAGAAGAUUCGUCGGAAGAAGAAUCUGAUUACGAACCCGAAUACGAAAUAUUAUCUUCUGGUUCAGCAGAACCAUGGGAUGACGUAGGAUGGGUUUCUGCAGAAGGGCCUGUUUCGAUCCCGGGAAAUGGGAAACAGUUAGAAAGUGAUAUUAACUCUCUAAAUCGAGAGCUUGUAGUCAAUUCAGUUGGAGAAGAAAACCAGCCAUCCACAUCAGCUAGUCGGGCCCAUGGAGCUGACAAAGCGUCAGAGAAUGACGACGAGGACGGUGAUGAUGACAAAGCGUAUGAUUUUGAGGAUUUGGAAACGCUGAUGUCUGAAAUCGGUAACAUGCGCAAUGGGUUAAGGUUGAUGCCCGAUUUCCAGAGGAGGGAAAUGGCUGCGAAACUGGCCAUGAAAAUGGCUACAAUGUUCGGUGAUAGUAGCGGUGAAGAAGAGGAUACGAUUGAUGAGAGCGAGAAAAAAUGAAGUAACUAUGGAGUAAAUUCGACGGUAUAAAAUUGAAGUUUCGACAGCUUCAAAGUUUCUAUUUUCACUGCCGUGGUCCGAUGGAGAAGCAACGGCAAAAUGAAAGAGGUUAGUAAGCAGUCGAGACUGGAUAGAAUUAAGUGCGGAUUAUUAUAAGUUUAUUUGGAUAAUUAGGUCAGUUCUUGAAAACAGUAUUAUUAUAUUCUUGAAAAUAUGUUUUUGAUAUAUAUAUGUUGCGUAUAAGCAAUGAAUUAGGGGGGGGGUGCCCAAUUUUAGUUAACAGGUGAUGUAAGUGUAUUAAAUGAUGAUGGGUUUAUAGACUUUUUCGGGUACUUGAUAUUUAAAAAAAGAAAAGCACCCGAGAGAAGAAACUCCGAUUGAAGCUAUACUCGAAAUAACGGUUUUGCCCAAACUUGCAAAGCUUUUGCAGUCCAGCCAAAAAGUGGCAAACCUAUCAUAUUUCAUGUGCCUUGUUGUUCUUGUUUCCGAUAGUUCCAGUUUCCGACUUU